Messenger RNA from Funneliformis mosseae, 510 nucleotides. The record is from the annotation of a GenBank genome assembly. Lineage: Eukaryota; Fungi; Glomeromycota; Glomeromycetes; Glomerales; Glomeraceae.
AUGACUACCGCAAUGAGCUCUCAUGCCGCCUCAAUGUUCGCUCCUGACAUGAAAGGAUUGCAUGUCAUAGAGUUUAUUACUAAUGAGCAACCUUACCCAGCUGAAAAGUUAAUUGAAAAGCUGCAAGAAUUUCAAGCAACAUUUCAAGAAGAAUACGAAGAUUUCAGUGUUGGAUCAUCCAAGAUGCAUUCGUCGUCCCAUCAAUUUUCUGUUCCGUUUUUUGGACAGCAACAAGAUUCUCGCUUAUUUGACGGAAUUGAAUCCACCGCUGAAGACGAUUUAGAAGCAGGUGACGAUAAUGAAGUUGAAGCUCUCAUUAAAAAGAAUGCAAUGAUCAAGUCCGCGAUCGAAAAAAUAAGGAAGGCAACCGAAGAACAGGAAAAGCAAUUGCGCGAUAAGGAGGAAGAAUUGCAAGAAUUAUACGAAACUUUUGCCGAAUUAGAAGAAGAAUUACAAGUGAUCACUCACGAUCAACCUCAUAUAAUGACCAAAUUUGAACGAAUUAGGUAA